Molossus molossus (Pallas's mastiff bat) is the source of this 4382-nucleotide messenger RNA. It is a transcript of the gene SEMA4D, whose product is annotated as semaphorin 4D. Gene Ontology annotation, molecular function: semaphorin receptor binding; chemorepellent activity. NCBI's taxonomy places the organism in Eukaryota, Metazoa, Chordata, Mammalia, Chiroptera, Molossidae. The transcript is spliced from 17 exons. Gene Ontology annotation, biological process: negative regulation of axon extension involved in axon guidance; positive regulation of GTPase activity; positive regulation of cell migration. The record is from RefSeq and is a predicted model, not a curated record. Bases 517 to 3087 code for a protein of 856 amino acids.
GGCCCGGGCCUUGGGUGAGCGUCCACGGCCAGCUGGGCAGCCUGGCACUGCGGGCAGCUGCCCUCAUUUUCAGAGGUGGUUUUGUCUGUCUGCCCCUUUCAUUUAGUAGAGGGGGUGUUACCUAACCUUUGACAUGGACAGAAAAAACAUAAACAUGACUCUGCCAUCACCAGACUGCAUGAAGAGGCCACACCCCAACACCGACCACCAGAGCGAAGGUUUCUGAAGACUUCAUCCUAGAGACGAUUGGAAGUUUUGAGAGGUACAAGGUACAGGGCUUCCCCGGAGGCUGGGAAAGAAGCGAACCGCUCAGGAACAGGCCCGGGGCCUGCGCCACUGCCGUGACGAGAACCACCCCCACAACUGAGAGAUGUGGGUCCUCGGGGGCCACGGCUCCCACCAGCGCCAGGCCGUGCUGCGGGUCCGAGCCCUGGGGCUCUGAACGACCCCCCCGGACCCUUGCCGUGGCCUCGCUGCCCACAGGCAUUUGCUGCUGAAGCCCCUGCUGCGGCCCCGAUGAGGAUGUGUGUCCCCGCUGGGGGGCUGCUCGCGGCCCUCACCGUGGUGCUCGGGGCAGCGGUGGCCUUCGCGCCCGUACCUAGGAUCACCUGGGAGCACAGAGAGGUGCCGCUGGUGCGGUUCCACCAGCCGGGCAUCUUCAACUACUCGGCCUUGCUGCUGAGCGAGGACCAGGACACCCUGUACGUGGGCGCCCGGGAGGCCGUGUUUGCUGUGAGUGCACUUGACAUCUCCCGGCAGCAGCACGAGGCAUAUUGGAAGGUCUCAGAAGAUAAACAGGCAAAAUGCGCGGAAAAGGGGAAAUCAAAACAGACUGAAUGUCUCAACUACAUCCGAGUGCUGCAGCCACUCAGCGCUACUGCCCUGUACGUGUGCGGGACCAAUGCCUUCCAGCCAGCCUGUGACCACCUGAACCUGACAUCGUUUCGGUUUCUGGGGAAAAAUGAAGAUGGCAAAGGAAGGUGUCCCUUUGACCCUGCACAGAGCUACACGUCUGUCAUGGUCGAUGGGGAGCUUUAUUCCGGGACGUCCUAUAACUUUUUGGGAAGCGAGCCCAUCAUCUCCCGAAACUCUUCCCACAGUCCUCUGAGAACGGAGUACGCGAUACCUUGGCUCAACGAGCCCAGCUUCGUGCAUGCCGCUGUCAUCCGGGAGAGCCCCGAGAGCCCCGAGGGCGGGGACGACAGGGUCUACUUCUUCUUCACGGAGGUGUCCGUGGAGUACGAGUUCGUCCUCAAGUUGAUGAUCCCUCGUGUAGCAAGGGUGUGCAAGGGGGACCAGGGCGGGCUGAGGACCUUACAGAAGAAGUGGACGUCCUUCCUGAAGGCCAGGCUCAUCUGCGCCAGGCCGGACAGCAACCUCGUCUUCAACGUGCUGCGGGCUGUCUUCGUCCUCAGGUCCCCAGGCCUGAAGGAGCCCGUGUUCUACGGGGUCUUCACCCCACAGCUGAACAACGUGGGCCUGUCAGCCGUGUGCGCGUACAACCUGUCCACGGCCGAGGCGGUCUUCUCCCGAGGGAAGUACAUGCAGAGCGCCACGGUGGAGCAGUCCCACACCAAGUGGGUGCGCUACAACGGGGCGGUGCCCGCACCUAGGCCCGGGGCGUGCAUCAACCGCGAGGCGCGGGCGGCCAACUUCUCCAGCUCCCUCAGUCUGCCUGACAAGACGCUGCAGUUUGUCAAAGACCACCCCCUGAUGGAUGACUCGGUGACCCCACUGGACAACAGGCCCAGGCUAGUCAAAAGCGGUGUGAACUACACACAGAUUGCGGUAGACCGGACCCAGGCCCUGGAUGGGACUGUCUACGACGUCAUGUUCAUCAGCACCGACCGGGGCGCCCUGCACAAAGCCGUCAGCCUGGACAACGACGUCCAUAUCAUCGAGGAGACUCAGCUCUUCCAGGACUUGGAGCCCGUGCAGACCCUGCUGCUGUCUUCCAAGAAGGGCAGAAGGUUCAUCUAUGCGGGCUCCAACUCGGGCGUGGUCCAGGCUCCCGUGGCCUUCUGUGGGAAGCACAGCACCUGUGAGGACUGCGUGUUGGCCCGGGACCCCUACUGUGCCUGGAGCUCGGCCACGGGGGCCUGCGUGGCCCUGCACCAGACCGACAGCCCCAGCAGGGGUCUGAUCCAGGACAUGAGUGGGGAUGCGUCCACCUGCCCCGAUAAAAUUAAGGAAAGUUAUCGGCAGCAUUUUUUCAAGCACGGCAGCACAGCGGAACUCAAAUGCCCCCAAAAGUCCAACCUGGCGCGAGUGGCCUGGAAGUUCCAGGACAGGGAGCUCCAGGCCGAGAGCCCCAAGUACGGCCUGGUGGGGAGGAGGAACCUGCUCAUCUUCAACCUGUCGGACGGAGACAGCGGGGUGUACCAGUGCCUGUCGGAGGAGAGGGUCAGGAACAAGACGGUCUUGCAGGUGGUGGCCAAGCACGUGCUUGAGGUCAAGAUGGUUCCACGGACCCCGGGGGCCUUCUCCUCCCCAGCCACGCGGACGGAAGGUGGCAGGAUCACCCCGGAGGUGUCGGCAGGGCCCGUCCAGGGCUCCUCUCCGCGGACCCCGGCAGUGCGGCUCACCACGCCUUCCAGCCUGGCGCCCACCAGCACAUCCUGCGAACCAAAGAUUGUCAUCAACACUGUCCCCCAGGUCCAGUCGGAGAAGACCCUGUACCUCAAGUCUAGUGACAACCGCCUCCUGAUGUCCCUCUUCCUCUUCUUCUUUGUCCUCUGCCUCUGCCUCUUCUCCUACAACUGUUACAAGGGCUACCUGCCCGGGCAGUGCCUGCGGCUUCGCUCCGCCAUGCUGCUGGGGAAGAAGCAGCCCGCCUCGGACUUCUCCGACUGCGAGCCGAGUGUGAAGGAGACGCUGGUGGAGCAGGGCAGCUUCUCCCAGCAGAACGGAGGGCAGCCCAGGCCGGCCCUGGACACCGGCUACGAGACGGAGCAGGACACCACGGCCAGCAGAGCGCCCACCGACAGGGAGGACUCGCAGCGGAUGGACGAGCUCCCGGCCAGGGACAGGCCUUUCGACGUCAAGUGUGAGCUGAAGUUCGCGGACUCGGAUGCGGAUGGGGACUGAGGCGUCGCCCACGGGGAGGCCUUUGUGUUCCCGUGCAGUAACCUCGUCCCGUGCCGCGCAGGUAGCCCAUUCUCCGCAGACCUCAGUCUCGUGUCUUUUCUCUUGGGUAGAACUCUCGUGACUUGGUUUCUCUUUGUCCUUUCGGAAAACGGCGAACAUGGCUCCCGGGCUCCGUGGGCCGGUUGGAGCACCGCGAGGCGCUGGCGGGCAGGGGGCCGUCCACCGGCCUGGCCUGGAGCAGGCGCACCUUGAGCGCCAGGCAGGAAGCAGCCACUGAAAGAUAGUUUCAUUCCAAUUGGAAACAAUGUUUUUAGUUUAUCAGAUUGGUAACUUGUCGCCUGUGGUCCGAUUGGCAGGAAGCUUUCUUCCACGUGAUGACUGUUCAGGAUGUCGCUGUAAUUGUGUUGAAGUGUUAGGCCAUUUAUUUUUUUAAGUUCCUAAAGCAGAUGUUUUAAUAUGUCGAAGAUGUUACGUCUCCUCGGUGUUGUUGUACGUGAGGAUACGAUGUGGCUUACGUUGCUGAAGAUUCUCAGGGAUAAACUUACUUUGCUGAAUGCGUUCUUUCUGCUUUUAGACAUGCAGACAAAGCGGUCUCUUGAGCACACUGACUUUUUAAAAAUUUGAUUCCUUAAGGGAAAGCGUCCUUUUUAGAUUUUCUUUCUCAUUUUAACUCUUGAAGAGAAGAAAACCCUGCCCGGUGUCCCGUGACCAUCGGGCAGGGUUUUGAGAAGGGACAGUGGCCCUGGGUAGAGCUGGGCUGGCCCAGAGCCGCGAGGAUGAGCGUUUCACAAUCUGUUGCUCAUGGUCACUGUCUGCAUGGUCUGGUCAUCUGAACAUCUCCUCCUUUUUGCUUCCAUUUCAUACCUCCUACCCACCCAGACUUUCCACUUGGCAGACCUGAGCCGUCACAGCUGGAAGAGAGCGGGGAGGGACUGGCUUGUGUGCACAGCCACCCCACAGCGCCGUGGCACACUGCCGUGGCACACCGCUGUGGCACACUGCCGUGGCACACCGCCUGGCCUGGCACGGUCUCACAGGUGUGAUGGCUGUGCCGUGGAACGUGGCCAUCCUCACAGUCCACCUCUCGCUGUCCAAACGCCCACAUGAGAAUAUUUUCCGUGGCAAAGAGCAAUAAACUGGAGUUUUGUGUGCCUGUGUGGACAGUCUCAUCUUCCGGCAUGAUAGGAUUCGACUGUUUCGGUGUAAACAUUUGUGUUUUAUAAGAUUUACUUUGUUUUUAUUUUUCUACUUUGAAUUGUAUACAUUCGGAAAGUAAUCAAAUAAACAAGCUUAUA